Lymnaea stagnalis (great pond snail) is the source of this 474-nucleotide messenger RNA. NCBI's taxonomy places the organism in Eukaryota, Metazoa, Mollusca, Gastropoda, Lymnaeidae. The record is from the annotation of a GenBank genome assembly.
AAGAAACAGAUUGAUGACAUUUUGGACCAGGUCAGGGCAGAGUUCAAACGUGACGUAUUAGUAGGCGUCCACGUGAGGCGAGGUGAUUUCCUGUCCACCAGAAACCAAAAUCUGGGGUACGGUGUCGCCAAGACGUCAUAUUUCACCAAGGCGAUGGACAGAAUGAGGUCCAUGCUAAACGGCACGAACGUCACGUUCGUGGUGGCCAGCGAUGAUCUAAAAUGGUGCCAGGAGAAUUUAAACUUUACCGACGUUCGAAUACUGGAACCAGCCUCACCUCCGUUGCACUUUGGUGUCCUGGCCAACUGUGAUCACGUGAUAUUAGCGGGCGGCUCCUACGGCUGGUGGUCGGCCUGGUUGGCCAACGGCAUCAUCAUUUAUUACGAUAAGUUUCUCGUCAAAGGAACAUGGGUCAUGGACGGAGUUACCUUACAAGACUAUUAUCCCCCAGGGUGGAUUGCACUUGGUGAUUGA